CUCCUCCACACCGGUCAUGUCAUGCGUUCAAUGUUUUUAAGACAUCCAGUUGGCAGUCCUGCAGUCGGUCUCCGGAGCGCGAGAAGAGAGGAUCGACCGCCCGUCUUGCAACCCUUUUGCUCCCUGGCUUUCGCGUGUUGUGAGGGACAAGGGGGUUGCUGAUGGCUUUGAUACACCGAGGAUUUUUUUGCAAUGACUUACUGUAGCUGUUUCCGGUAACGGGUGACGUACAGAAAUCGUUCGAUCAUAUCCCGUACUUCAAGUGUGAUGUUGCUUCGUAUUUCACACUUUCGUCGACGAAAUUUAGCUGUAGGAAAUUUGAUUUGACGUUGUUGCCCUUGCAUGCUGAGACCAAGAUUCCAAAGGGUAUUCGCGAUAAGCAAGAUCCAGGCUGGUUUCCGGCCUGACAAGUGACGCGAACGAGAGACAGACGUCAUCCCCGCGUAUUUACGUUAUGGGACACAAAGAACGAGAACGUAAUGGUUUACGCCGUUGUUAAUCCACGUGACUCGUUCAUUGUACAAACGGGCGUUAUCGCUGCCGGUCAUUCCACGUGAGAGGGACGGAACUGCGAGACCGAGGACCUACAAGGGGGCGACGACGAAGGGCACGACCGACCCUUGGACUGCAGCGCGGGCGAUAACCACACGCAGUAAGGCGGAAGAGAGAGAAGGAGAGGGAAGAGCACGUAAGCGAGGCAGUGCGAGGUGUGAAGCUGGAAAGCGAAGGCGCGCGGGCGGGCUGUGGGCGGCGCAGCAGAUGCGGCGGGCGUGAGGGCGGCGUGGGAGCGCCAUGGGGCAGACGUACUCGGCUAUGCGGGGCUCGCAGUCGGCGGUGCUGGGCGAGGUGGUGGUGGGCCUCGAGGCGCUGGCCAUGCUCGAGUCCCCCGAGGAGCACAGCUCAACCGUCGUGCGCAUGGCCAGCCCCCAGAUCCCCGGUCUGCUCCGCAAGGGCCAGCUCUCCCCGUCGGCCAAGGGCGGCAUCGGCGGGCUCAGACAGGUCCUGGGAGUAACGGAGGAGGACGAGGACGAAGACGAAACAGGGGAGAAAGAAGGACCUUUUUCUUCACCAGCUCCGAGUCUCAGAAGGAUCCAGCAGAAGCGACGUGUGGAAGUAAGUACUGAAGUCCUUUUCGCCUUCACCAUUAAGUCAUCACAACUUCGUGAACUGUCAAUUUCGUACAAGCACUGUCACUGACCGACAGCCUGUCAC
This is a messenger RNA of Penaeus monodon (black tiger shrimp), 1212 nucleotides long. RefSeq lists its product as uncharacterized. The record is from RefSeq and is a predicted model, not a curated record. The coding region runs from base 793 to 1197 and encodes 134 amino acids. The transcript has a single exon. NCBI's taxonomy places the organism in Eukaryota, Metazoa, Arthropoda, Malacostraca, Decapoda, Penaeidae.